Piliocolobus tephrosceles (Ugandan red Colobus) is the source of this 741-nucleotide messenger RNA. It is a transcript of the gene IL17D, whose product is annotated as interleukin 17D. The transcript is spliced from 2 exons. The coding region runs from base 154 to 741 and encodes 195 amino acids. The record is from RefSeq and is a predicted model, not a curated record. NCBI's taxonomy places the organism in Eukaryota, Metazoa, Chordata, Mammalia, Primates, Cercopithecidae.
GCGGCUCCCAUCCUCCGGGCCGGCCUCCGGCUCCGCGGGACGAGGGGAGGCGCCCGCCGGCUCCGGGCGCGGCGGGCGGGACACGGGCGCGGGGCGCAGGCGGGCUCCUCCGGCGCGCGCGGGCGCUGAGCGUGGCCUGUCCCUCAGGUCUGGAUGCUGGUAGCCGGCUUCCUGCUGGCGCUGCCGCCCGGCUGGGCCGCGGGCGCCCCGAGAGCGGGCAGGCGCCCGGCGCGGCCGCGGGGCUGCGCGGACCGGCCGGAGGAGCUCCUGGAGCAGCUGUACGGGCGCCUGGCUGCCGGCGUGCUCAGCGCCUUCCACCACACGCUGCAGCUGGGGCCGCGCGAGCAGGCGCGCAACGCGAGCUGCCCGGCAGGGGGCAGGCCCGCCGACCGCCGCUUCCGGCCGCCCACCAACCUGCGCAGCGUGUCGCCCUGGGCCUACAGUAUUUCCUAUGCAAUACGUAUCUCUCGAACACCUAAUCUCCGCCAGGUUGGAUGGGUGCACAAGGCACUAGCCAGGGACCCUUCCGUGAUGUGGACCGUACUCUGCACAGGGGGCCCGGGGAGGUGCUGCUGGGUGUGCGCGGUACUAUCCACGUAUUUCCUGAGUGCCCCUGUGGUCCAGAGGCCGCUGGCGUGGAGCCCGGGGAAGCGCCCUCUGAGCGCCUCUCGUUUAGUAGCUUCAGGGAGGAGUGGGGAUGAUUGGGAAGGAAACCACACCACCAGGCAGGGCAUGGAGUGA